AUGGAUCAAGGAAUAUAUGAAGUUAAGGUGGAUCAGCCAACGGGACGCGCUUUUAUCCAAGUUUCACAAGAAAUUCGAGAUAAUUCUAUUCUAUUGUUGUUCUUCCAGGAACAAUCACAUGAUAAGUUUGAACGAAAUAUUUUAAACCGGGAAUUUGGAAUAGAAGAUUGA
Messenger RNA from Funneliformis geosporum, 171 nucleotides. NCBI's taxonomy places the organism in Eukaryota, Fungi, Glomeromycota, Glomeromycetes, Glomerales, Glomeraceae. The record is from the annotation of a GenBank genome assembly.